AGCAGAGUGCUUUUGCAGCCUGUGCGGCUCCUGAGGAAGGAGGUGUGCGGCUUUUUCCCCCCUCCUUUUUAUUUUUAAUUUUUUUUUUCUUUUCUCCGGAGCGGACCUUUCGGAGGAGCAGCUGCAGCAGCCGCGGCCACGCCGGGACCGAGCAGGGAGAAUGGCCGGGGGGCGUCUCCCGGGGCUGCUUUUCAUCCUCCACGCCGCGGCUCGCUUGGCCGCCGAGCAAGAAGUUGAAAACCUCUCCGGGCUCUCCCCUAACCCCGAGAAGGACAUCUUCGUGGUGCGGGAAAACCGGACGACGUGUCUCAUGGCCGAAUUCGCCGCCAAGUUCAUCGUCCCCUACGACGUGUGGGCCAGCAAUUAUGUGGAUCUGAUCACGGAGCAAGCCGAUAUCCCGCUGUCGCGGGGCGCCGAGAUGAAGGGCAAGUGCGGCACGAACGAGUCGGAGCUGGAGCUCUCGUGGCUGGACCAAGCGUACACCCUCAAACUCUCCUUCCUGAAGGAGGGGCACAACACGUCCCGGGGCCCCGAGGCGUCCUGGAAGCUCAGCCGGAUCCAGUUCACCUACGACACCUCCGAGCGCACCUACUUCAAGGAUGCCGUCAGCCCCGGGAAGCACACGGCCAGCUCGCACCGGCUCUCGGCCCUGGUGACCCCUGCCGGGCGGUCCUACGAGUGCCAGGCGCAACAGACCAUCUCCCUCGUCUCCAGCGACCACCAGAAGUCCGUGCAGCUCCUGCUGUCGGAAGUGCGGCUCCAGCCCUUCGACAUCCCCGCGGAUUUUGUCUUCAGUGAAGAGCACAAGUGCCCGGUGGACCAGCAGGAGCAGCUGGAGGAAACGCUGCCCCUGAUCCUGGGGCUGAUCCUGGGGCUGGUGAUCGUGGUGACCCUGGGCAUCUACCACAUCCACCACAAGCUGACAGCCAGCCAGGUGCAGAUCCCUCGGGACAGGUCUCAGUACAAACACAUGGGGUAGGAGCAGCACCGAGCAGCCUGGGCACUGAUCAGGUAGAAAAAGCAAAAGCACUUUUUUCUGUGGGUGAGGAAAGGUUCUGGGGGUAAGGGAUGGUAUUCACAGCACCUAAUCCUGGGUAUUUCAUGGAGACACCCAGGCUAAGGCUUGGCUUUAACACAGCCUCUGUAAGGAGAGUCAGUGUCUGAGGUGUCUGUAGGUGGUUUGAAUACCUCCUUUAAGCAGCUGGGCUGAUCAUCUGGAAACAGAAAUGCUUCACAUGUCAGAGUUUCACACUGGGAGCACAAUUAGCUUUCUUGUUUUGUUCCUUUUUUCCCAUCCCAAGAGAUUCUUACCUCCCCUGUGUCACCUUUGGAGCAUUCAGCCCUCCACGUUCCUGUCCAUGCAGGAAGCAGGGCUGGGAGACAGAGCCAUUGCACAGGGCUCAUUCAGGCCCUCCGAUGAUGGGACUCAAACCACAUCCCCAAGUUUGCACUCAUGUUAAGGAAAGCAUGGAGGCAAAUGCAGGUGUGCUUUGGGAAAAAAAAA
Molecule: messenger RNA, 1504 nt
Organism: Camarhynchus parvulus
Lineage: Eukaryota; Metazoa; Chordata; Aves; Passeriformes; Thraupidae
Gene: LAMP5
Product: lysosomal associated membrane protein family member 5
Exons: 6
Coding region: 161-979 (272 amino acids)
Cellular component (GO): membrane
Source: RefSeq, a predicted model, not a curated record